Molecule: messenger RNA, 1200 nt
Organism: Vicia villosa (hairy vetch)
Lineage: Eukaryota; Viridiplantae; Streptophyta; Magnoliopsida; Fabales; Fabaceae
Exons: 2
Coding region: 1-1200 (399 amino acids)
Source: RefSeq, a predicted model, not a curated record
AUGGGAAUCCUAGUCCGUAAGCCUUUCUUUCUCAACUUCAAGAAAGUACCUACUACAUUAAAGCUCUUAUGUGAUGAUAUUACUGGUUCUCUCGUCCUCACCGAGCCUCUCAAUAAGCUGAUAAAUUUAGUGCGAAUCAAAGUGGAUGAAGCUCUCCUCAAUUCUAUGAUGCAGUUUUAUGAUCCUCGUCUUCAUUGUUUUACUUAUAGAGAUUUUCAACUGGUACCUACAUUGGAAGAAUUUUCUCAUAUAAUGGACAUCCCUAUACCUGAUCAAAUACCUUACACUAGUGAGGAAGGAGGUCCUAAGUUGGAAGACAUUGCUGCUGCUCUACACUUACCAAGGGCAGAAAUUAACAAGGUUUGGAUCAAUAGAAGAGACUAUUCUGGAAUACCUGUGGAUUUCUUAUACGAGAAGGCCAAGAUCUUUGCUAAAGCUCUAAGCAUGGAUGCCUUGGAAAGGGUGCUAACUUUGUUGAUAUAUGGACAAGUUUUAUUUCAUCGUUGCAACAAAGUUGUUGAUAGGGCUGCUAUUAAGAUCUUCCUUAGCAAGAAUCUUGUUCCGACUCUACUUGGUGAUUUAUUGCAUUCCAUCAUUGCCAGAGUAACAAAGAGACAAGGUUGUGUCUUACGAUGCAUCCCCCUUCUGCACGAGUGGUUUAUUUCGCACUUGCCUCGAUCAGUAAUAAAGAAUGAACAAGGUUUGACUUGGAUUCGGAGAAUUAUGAAGCUUUCUUAUGAUGACAUCAUCUGGCAUCAAAAAGAGUACGAGGGUAUCCAGUUAUUUGAUUGUUGCGGAGAAUUCCCUAAUGUGCCUCUUCUUGGUACCCGAGGGGGAAUCACUUACAAUCCUAUCCUCGCUCGACAUCAGUUUGGUUUUGCUUUGAAAGAUAGGCCACGUUCCAUAUAUCUUAGUGCGGAAAAUUUUGACUACGAUUCCAAUACAACCGGAAAAAAGAGCCAUUUCAUUAAAGCUUGGUACGAGGUAAAAAAAUUGGGUAUAAGAGAUUUGGGAUUAAGAAACUAUACUCCUUCAGACCUCUAUUUUAGAUGGAUUUACGAUCGAGUUGUUGACUUUGGAAUACCAUAUCCAUCUGACACACCUGUAGUUCCAAGGAUCACUCCUCCAGAUGUUCACGUAGAAGUGGAACCUUAUGUACCCGCUCCGGACGAAGACCUUGCUGCCACAUUGAAUUAUUAA